AUGAUUCCAGAGAGGUCAAUUCUCCUGUUGUCCCUGCUAGCUGUGCUGAUCUUGGGGCUGAGCCAGCGUUCCUUUGCAGAGUCCCAAGAAGAAAAGUUUAAGAGGCAGCAUGUUGACUCAGGCAAUAAAGGCAAUUCUGGAAAAAAAUACUGUGACAUGAUGAUGCCUAGACGGGGCAUGACGAAAGGGAGAUGCAAGCCAGUCAAUACCUUUGUGCAUGAAUCUUACCAGAAGAUCCAGGAUAUUUGCCAUGAGGCAAAUACACCAUGUGCAAACCCAAAUAUGCACAACUGUCACAAGAGUAAAAAUCCCCUGAGCAUCACUGAGUGCAGACUUUUGGGAGGUUCCAAGCCAGGCAAAUGCAGAUACCGGAAGAAAACUGCUAAGAAACAAGUCACUGUGGCCUGUGGAGGGAACCCACUGAAGCCAAUACACCUUGAUCCCCCAAAGUAG
Molecule: messenger RNA, 453 nt
Organism: Dromiciops gliroides (monito del monte)
Lineage: Eukaryota; Metazoa; Chordata; Mammalia; Microbiotheria; Microbiotheriidae
Product: ribonuclease pancreatic A-like
Exons: 1
Coding region: 1-453 (150 amino acids)
Molecular function (GO): nucleic acid binding; RNA nuclease activity
Source: RefSeq, a predicted model, not a curated record